AUGGUGGCCGCGCGCAUGGGGCGAAACGAUGUCGCGCGAGCGGUCAUUUAUGAAUCUGAUAUAGAUGACAUCGAUUAUGAUGGCUGGACAGCGCUAUUGAAUGCGGCACAUGAGGGUCAUUUUGAAGUGGCUGAGACCCUUAUUAAUGCUGGAGCUGCUGUGGACUAUCCUGAUUUGGUAGUUUUAUUGUUAUUAUUUAUUACUUUUAUUGUUUAUUAUUGUUGUUGUUAUUUAUUAUUGUUGUUAUUUAUCAUUAUUAUUGUUGUUUUUGGGAAGAUAGUCAAUUUGAGAGAAUACAAAGCGAAUGUAGAAUCAAUUAUGAAACAGUAA
Anisakis simplex (herring worm) is the source of this 330-nucleotide messenger RNA. The record is from the annotation of a GenBank genome assembly. Lineage: Eukaryota; Metazoa; Nematoda; Chromadorea; Rhabditida; Anisakidae.